This is a messenger RNA of Vicia villosa (hairy vetch), 2724 nucleotides long. RefSeq lists its product as uncharacterized. Gene Ontology annotation, molecular function: zinc ion binding. The transcript has 5 exons. The coding region runs from base 1 to 2724 and encodes 907 amino acids. The record is from RefSeq and is a predicted model, not a curated record. NCBI's taxonomy places the organism in Eukaryota, Viridiplantae, Streptophyta, Magnoliopsida, Fabales, Fabaceae.
AUGGUUACGUUAGUAGCAAAACGAAGAAGGAGAAGUGGACGGCGACUGCGAACAAGAGAAGCUGAAUACGAAGAAGGAGAAGAAGCGAUUGCAACGAAGAGGAAGCAUAUACGAUUGAAGACGAAGGCACUAUACCAGGUGAGCAUGGACGAAAUCCUGGAACUGAAAAUUCACCAUGGUGGUCAUUUUGUUGACUCUGAUUUUAGUGUGUACGAGGGAGGCGUGGUUGAUAAUUUGAAAGUAGAUGCUGAUAAGUGGAGUUAUUUUGAGUUAGUAGGUGUUUUGAAAGACUUAGGUUAUAGGGACUUUGAGAAAAUGUAUUACAAGGAUCCCCAAUUAGGUAUGAAUUUGCUAGUUGAUGACACAAGUGCUUUAGAAAUUGCAGACCUCUACAGGAUGCACCAAAGUGUUGACAUUUACAUUGAACACACAUUGUCUCAACCUGAUUUUUAUGAUGGACCAGUGGAUGAUGUUGUUGUUGAGCCUGUAGAUGAGGUUGAAAAGUUUCUUAAUCAGUUACAUGAUGAAAUAGUUGAUAAAUUGGAUCAGAUGAAUGCUGACAAUGUUGGUGUGGAAGAAGGGGAAGUUGGGUUGAAUGGUGAUAAUGUUGUAGAAGAAGGGGAAGUUGGGUUGAAUGGUGAUAAUGUUGUAGAAGAAGGAGAAGUUGGUUUGAAUGGUGGAAAUGUUGCUGUUGAAGAAGGAGUUGGUAAUAUAACUGGAGGAAAUAUUGAUGGCCAGUCAAACAACAUGGGUGAGGUUCAUGAUGAAAGUGAUGAUGAUAGUGAGGAUGAGAACUUUCAGUAUGAUAGUGCCCUUGAGGUAUCAUUUGAGGAUGAAUCUGAUGAUUAUGAUGACAUAGAUGAAGAUGAACUUGCUGAUCUCAUUUCAUAUGACAGUGAUGGAAAGUCUAGUGGGAAAAAGAAGCACAUGAAAGAUACAGGAGAGUGUAAAGGGAGUGAUAAUGACAGUGAUGAUCUUCAAAGUGGCUGUGAUAGUGAUGAUAGUAGUGGAAUUAAUAGGAAGAAGUACCCACUUUACAAAGAAAAGAAAGAUAUGUCCAACCACAAAUGGGAGCUUGGUAUGUAUUUCACUUCCAAGAGUGACAUUAAGGAUGCAGUGAUAUCAUAUGCUGUGCAGAAUGGUAGAGAUCUGAAGUUCAUAAAGAAUGACAAGAAAAGAGUAAGGUUAAGAUGUAAGGAUGGCUGUCAAUGGGAGCUCUACUGUAGCAAGUUACCAAAUGAGGAUUCUUGGCAAGUAAGAAAGAUAAUUGAUGAACAUAAUUGUAGUAGGGAGUACAAUGUGAAGUUGCUAUCUACAAAGUGGUUGAGCAAGAGAAUUCAGAACUCAUUGAAAAACAAUCCUAGGUUGAAGGUUAAGGAUAUAAAAGAAAAGGCUUUGAGAAAGUGGAAUGUGGGGAUAAACAAGACCAAGGCAAUAAGAGCAAGAGUGACUGCCAGGGAUAAGGUUGAUGGGUCAUUUUUGGGGGAUUACAAUAGGAUAUAUGGCUAUUGUCAUGAAUUGUUGAAAGCAAAUCCAGGAUCUACAAUUAAGAUGAAUGUGGACCCUGUUCUUGAAGGUGUUGAUGACCAAAGACCAUAUUUUAAAAGGCUAUACAUUUGUUAUGCAGCUUGUAAAGAAAGCUUCAAAUUAAGUAGAUAUGUUAUAGGAUUGGAUGGCUGCUUUCUGAAGGGACUCUGUGAGGGCCAAAUUCUGGCAGAUAUAGGAAGGGAUCCUAAUGAUCAAAUGCUUCCUAUAGCAUAUGCUGUGGUGGAAAGUGAAAAUAAGGAUAGCUGGACUUGGUUUUUGGAGUUGUUGAUUGCUGACUUAGGAGGUGCUAAUGAGUGUCUAACCUACACUUUCAUUUCAGACCAACAAAAGAUAAUGUACAACUUCCUCAUUGGGCUAUUACCUGCAAUGGAUGAGUUGUUGCCCAAUGUGGAACAAAGAUUUUGUGUCAGACACUUGUAUAAUAAUUUUAGGAAAAGAUUUCCUGGAAAGAUGUUGAAGGAAGUUAUCUGGAAGGCAGCAAAGUCAACAUAUGCUCAAGCUUGGGAAAGAGAGAUGAAAAGAAUGAGAUUGGCCAAUGCAGAAGCAUAUCUCCAUAUGAUGAAGAAUCCACUAAGGUUUUGUAGUAGAUCCUAUUUUAGGACAACCAACAAAUGUGAUGUUGUGCUCAACAACAUGUGUGAGUCAUUUAACAGUGUAAUUCUUGACUCUAGAGGAAAACCACUUGUGACAAUGCUUGAAGAGAUCAGAACUUACCUCAUGGAGAGAUGGGCAAAAAACAGAAUGAGGUUCCAAGAUGUAUCUGGUAAUGAGAUUUUACCCAACAUUAGAAAAAAACUGGAAAUAACUAGUAAUUUUACCAACAUGUGGCUUGUAAGAAUGGCAGAUGAGCAUAUAUUUAAAGUGAGGCAUUUGGAAAACCCAGCUGAGACAUUCAGUGUGAAUCUGAAGGAUUUGCGUUGCUCAUGUAGAAGAUGGGAGCUAACAGGUCUCCCUUGUGUCCAUGCAAUGGCAUCCAUGAAGAGUAGGAAUUUUAAGGUUGAUGAUUACAUUCCUGACUACUAUAGGGUUUCUGCUUACAAGGCAGUAUACAAGCAUGUUCUCUACCCGGUGAAUGGGUCUAAUUUGUGGGUCAGGACUCCAUAUCUAGAUGUUCAGCCACCUAAGUAUAGGAAAAUGCCUGAUAGACCAAAGAGACGAAGAAAUCUUGAGCAAUGA